Oncorhynchus nerka (sockeye salmon) is the source of this 2599-nucleotide messenger RNA. Its product is annotated as outer dense fiber protein 2-like. Gene Ontology annotation, biological process: negative regulation of cilium assembly. NCBI's taxonomy places the organism in Eukaryota, Metazoa, Chordata, Actinopteri, Salmoniformes, Salmonidae. Bases 310 to 2346 code for a protein of 678 amino acids. The record is from RefSeq and is a predicted model, not a curated record. Gene Ontology annotation, cellular component: centrosome; ciliary basal body. The transcript has 17 exons.
AUUACUUUGCUGUUUAUUUUUUUUUUCACUUCGGUUUCACUCAAAAUAUUUUGUUUAUGACAUAAUACUUAUUUCAUAUAGAAAAUGCAAGUGGAUGGGUUAAACCCCGAACAACCAUUGUUUGGUUAAUUUAGCUAAUAACCACGCUCUAGUAGGAUUUGUUUACCUUAAGUCUUUACGCCCAAUGCCUCAGCCAAUCACUUAUCGCGAGUAAAAAGGCGGGACUCAAAUCAACCAAUGGAUGUAACGAACGUCAAGCAUCUUACAGUACAGUAGCACAAGACAAGAGGCACGAAAGUGAAUGAAGAAAUGAGAGCCAUGUCUCCUGAGGAACCCUUCCAGGACUCUUUAGACGAGGAUGUAGAUGGCUUCUCAGAGCCUGGGAGAGGGAGCAGGAUACGCAACAGCGUCUACACUAAAACCCCUGAGAUGGAGAGCAACUAUUAUGGAGACUAUGGUGCAACCGUGGACAAAAGUCCCCUGUUGAAGACAUUGAUGAAUGCCGAAGCAGCGGCCAAUUCUGCAGCCAUACAGCUCAUGUCAUUCAAGGAGACACUGGAGGAUGAUUUUGCCGACUCGAGACACUCUGCUUCUGAUAACCUGCGGAUGUCAAGGCAGAGAGGCCUUCUGCUGGAGAAGUUGGAGGUUUUUAAACGGAUAAACAAGUCUGUUCGACAGCAACUCCAAGACCUGAAGGAUGCAGAGGCAUCUCGAAUGGAGACAGACAAACACAUCGAUCUCUUAAUAAAGAAGCUUACACAGGCUGAGUGUGAUAAUCUGCAUUUGAAAGGAGAUUUGAAUGAUAAAGAAAAAAUGGCUGAAGAACUGAUGGGUUUGCGGAAGAAAGAAAUGGAGAACACAGAGAAUGCGGUCCAUGCCACCAAGUCUGUGGAGACCACACGUGCUCACCUGCAGGGCCAGCUACGCAGCAGGGAGGCCGACAACAACCGUCUCACCGUGCAGCUCCGGGGUUUGGAGACGCAGUUGACGGCACAGAAGCUGGAGAUAGAUGGUCUGAGGGGGGAGAUCUCUGGUGUUUCGGAGAAGGCAGCGCAGGAGAAAGGAGUCCUGAAGAAGGCCACCCGCGCCCAGAAACAGAGGGCCCAGAGGUUCGAAGCUGCUGUGGAUAAAUGCUACACGAAGCUGAGGGAAAAAGAUGUUCAGCUGGCUGAGGUUCAUUCAGAGAGGGACACAUGGAGGAGACAACAGGAGCAGAAGACAGAUGAGAGAAUACAGCUUGAUGCACAGAUAGGACUGCUAAAACGCCAAAUAGCAGACAUUACUGUGAAGCUGCAGAAAGAGAGGGAUGAAUUUGCUGCUGCAAAUGAGGUCUUAUUGCUAAAAGUGGAAAAACUCAACGCUGAAAACAGAAACAUUGGUCUUGAGAACGCAACCCUCAAGGCGUCCAUCGCUGGGCUGGAACUGCAGCUGGUCCAAUCUGAAGCAGCACUGAAAGAGGAGAGCACUAUCUUACAGGAGAGGAAAGAUCAAGCAGAACAGGAUCAGAGUCAGGUAGCAGAGCUUCAAAUGGAGGUGGAUGAUCUGAGAAUAAAGUUGGAGAGUGUUCUCAGGGAAACAGAGAACAUUAGAGAAGGAAGAGAGGCAGAAGUGGAGAAGGUGAGACUGGAACUGGAGGGGUGUGUAAGGGAGCUGGAAGAGUACCCAGAGGUACUGAGUGCCACAGAGCAGAGACUUGCGGAGUGCCAGGACAACCUGAAGUGCUCCGAGAAGACAUGUGCAGACAAGGCAGAGGCCAUUAGACAACUGCAGGUCAAGGUGGAGAGCCAAGGGGAGAAGAUGAGAUCGUCAUUGGACACGAAAGAGUCUAUCCACGAGGCUAACUCACAUCUACAGCAGAAAUUGGAUGCUCUUCAAAAGCAGAUGGAAGAGCUGCAAGGGGAGAACCAGGGGCUGGUCCGUAGGCUGGCAGGUCAGGAGGACACUUUACACUAUAGCAGCAGUUACCUAGAACAGCGCUCAGCAGACUGCCAUGCUCUCAACAGAGAACUGGAGGCCGCUCUGGCUGACGUCAGGCAUCAGGUGUCCAAAGUGAAAGACAAAGCUGUUUCCAGAGAAAGUUCCUUUCAGACUAAAAUCCUGGAACUGGAGGGUGAGAAGAGCAGGAGAGAGAAUGAGCUGAAACAGAUUAAACAAAGCAAUCAGUUGGCUGAGAAGAAGUUUGAGGUGCGUCUGAAGGACCUGCAGCUCAGCCUGAACCAAUCAGAGAGCCACAAGCAGAGCAUUCAGAACUACGUAGACUUCCUCAAGAACUCUUACUCCACCAUGUUUGAUGAAGGACUACCACCGGCAACGUCUAGCUUUGGAUCAUCCUACUUUUUAAAAUGAUAAUUACUCAGAUAUGUGUGUUUGUGGUGUGCUAUGUGUAACUUGUGUUGUUGUGGAAGUCAUAUGAGCCUUACUGACAAUGUAUGAACCUUACUUACGAAUGUUUUUAAUAAUGUACGUGUUUUGGAAAACGUAUGAGUUUGCACGUUGAUUCAUGUUCGAUGAAGAAGUCCAUGUUUGUUUUUAUAUCGAUCAGUAACUACUUUUUUCCAUUAUAAAUAGAAUUUCAAUAAAGUUGAUAAUGGAUAUUGUA